Messenger RNA from Mya arenaria, 3116 nucleotides. RefSeq names its product WAS/WASL-interacting protein family member 2-like. Bases 1 to 834 code for a protein of 277 amino acids. The transcript is spliced from 8 exons. NCBI's taxonomy places the organism in Eukaryota, Metazoa, Mollusca, Bivalvia, Myida, Myidae. The record is from RefSeq and is a predicted model, not a curated record.
AUGAGUAGACAACAAUUCAGCGAUGUCCCUCCACCUUUGCCGUCGCGGGGAGGUGGGGGAGUCACACAUGUCAAAGUAGACUAUGAAAGGAAUCAAUCACAUUCGAGACCUGUUUCUCGUAGCCAUUCAGAUACGCGAUAUGUACCACCACCAAGGAACCAAUCAGAUCACGCGCCUCCACCUCCACCGAUCAGCACGAUUCAUAAAUCUCAUUCAACCGAGGCGAGGGUGUCUCAAGCACCAAAAGACCGGAAGCACUCAAUUCCUGGAAGUGCUGGCCCACCUCUUCCGUCACGUGACAACCAAUCCGGGAUCAGGAGAAAGGCGUUUGAAACUGAAUCCUUCAUCGACAAAAAUACAGCCAGAGCAAUUUCCUCGGGUGGGACUCAUAAAACCAUGCCAAGACUUCACACCCCUACCGAUGAAGGAAAACGACCACCUCUUCCAAAUAGGGAAACAGGAGUGGCUCAACCUCCUUCAACAUCCAAAACAAUCAGUCCUAGAAGACGAGCGUCAGUGGAUGACCCCCCACCUCCACCCCCUAGUGCUAGAACUCAACACAGACAACAGACUCAAGCUCAACAUCCCGUGCCAGUCCCGGACCGACAACCGAAGGUCCAGCGUGGAAAUGCCCAUGAUGAACCAUUACCUGCCAGACCACCGAAAAUAUCAGCACAAUCAUCCUUUGAUAUGAGUGAUCUCGAGUCGAGGUUCCAUUUCCAUGACAUCACUGAAUUUCCGGACCCUGAACCAAUGGAACAAUUGCCGAAAAAAUACAUGUCCACGAAACAGAAGAAAGCUGCAAGCGAUAUGGAAAGACUUGGUCCAUUGUAAGGAAGACUAUUACCUAUUUACAUAAUUGAUUAUGUUUACACGGAGGAACUUGAAGCAGAAGCAAAUAAAGAAGAAGAGUGUUUUUCUUGGAGAAUAAUUGAUCAUUAUUUAUAGUUUCAUGUUUAAGUAGGCCAACACGACCCUUGGACAAAAUAAUAGAAUACAUUGGCAUAUACGAUGUUUAUAAUGGAAGUGAUCGAGCGAUGUAACGGGCAUGUUUUAAUCCUCGGUUUGUACAUAAAAGUGGUGCGUCCUAUCUACCAUUCGUGGCUGGCUUUUCAUUCGUGGCUGUCUUUUUGACAACAAUUAUCAUAAUAUUUUGAUGAGGCAAUGCUUUUAUCGCUGCCCAAAUGUUUCUCUUAAUAUAAACAUGGGCAUUUUCACGUUUCUGUGAAUUUAGAACAUUUUUAAUUGUGAAACACAAUAUUGUUAGUUUAGAAAAAGUAAGCAUAAGUACAUAACAUGUUAAUAUAAUUACACAGUCUAUAACCAGGAUUAGAAUGAUAAAAAUAAACUAAUAAGUUAUCUCCUUUUAUAUAUAUUAUAUAAGAAAGCAGGCAGUAUUUAUCAAACAAGCGAUUGUUUGUAGUAGAAUACUAUAACCUGAAGUGUUUUGAAAAUAUAGACAAAGAAAAGAAAAAGGAGCAAGGUGGGAAUCGACUAAUGACGGAUCUCAUGCGUGCAGCUCCUCGUGGAAUAUGCCAGACGAGUGUGUUAUUCUUGUUUGCUUUUCAAGGAAAAUAAAUGUGACAGCACAUACUCCGAUGAAAUAAUUGCGUGUAUGUAUUCAUGAGCUGUUCAUAUGUUGCAUCUUCUGCGGAAACCACAAGCUUUGUGUUUGAAUUACACAGAUCUGAAAUGAUUUGCGGGAGAAUAUAUGGCAGUAAGUAAUUGUGAUCACAAAUACAAUAAUGAGAAAUUAUUUCUUUUGGAAUAGUACACAGGUCAGAAAGAACUGCUUUUGUUUGUAUUACACGAGUAAGAAACCAUUCCCAUGGAACCAAAAGUGCGUGAGUAAACAUGUAUUACAGAUCAGAUGACCUAACUGAGGAUAUAUAUUAUGUUUGUAUUAUCACGCAGAUGAUAACGUUUCAGGAAUAGUGGGUGUGUAAUACACACCGGAGGACGAGUCGUUAUGUGUGUCCAACACAGAUCAGCCCUGACAUCAGCUUAGGCUCACAGUAACCUAACUUUAGCAAAAUGUUUUGUUUUUAUCCCUGUUGCAUCGCAGCGCAUACUCUGCAAGCAGGGAACCAACAUGUGUAAAUGACAACAACGGCUUUACUUGUUUGUCAGUCUGAACAAACACUAUUAUACGAGUAAAGGACAUUUUUUAGGAUUAUUGUAAAGGAUAUUUGUUUAUUUUUUUACAUGAAAAUUAUGCUUAUGUAUUUUUUAAUUGUUUGAUAAACUGUUUUAAGGAAGUACUAAAGAUAGUGGCAUGAAUGUGACUCUGUUCAUUGUUAAACGGUGAUAAAAUGGUUUAUAUCUAUUAUUUUGUUUCCGUUUGAUGUUUGCAAAUUUUGUUAUUGAAUGUUUUUACGGAAGUUUAAUUUAGUUAUUUUUACUCUUCUUAACUCUUACCAAAGUCAAGCAAUAAAACAUGACAUUUUUUGUUUUGUUUUAAGUUGUUGAAGUAAAAUUUAUUUUUGUGUUUUCAGUUUAUCUACACGCAAUACUUCUAUUAUUUAUGACAAUUCAUUGAAUAUUAUGACAAAGAACUGCUUACUUUUUAAUUAGUGUUGUUAAUAUAUCAUAUAUAUGAUAAGAAAGAGUCCCUUUGCAAGUUAUUUACGUUUCGAAAUUUUAAUUGGUUUAAUUGAGUUAUGUUUUUUCUUGACUUAAGCAUUAAGAAACACCAUUAAGUUUAUCUUAAAUUGAUGCAUUUGUGUGGUUUAUACUUUUGGUACUUAAUAUUGUUGUUGUAACCGAUGAGGCUUAUAAUAUGAUAAAGGGCCUUCCACAGUGGGUGGGGAAGGCCAAAAAUUAAAACGUUUCAAAAGUUUAUGUUUAAUUGAAUUUGAGGAACAAUCAAUUUAGGGAGCAAAACAUACAUCCUUGGUGACAUGUUUUGGGGGUAAGAAGAGUUGACUGGAUUUUACGAAAGAAGAUUUUAUCAGAUUUUGGAUUAAAAAGCAUUUGCAUUUUCUAGUAAAAGUAUGCCAUCAUUACAACUACGUUUUGUGUCAAAAUGCCCCAGACUACUUUAUCAAGAAUGUAUUUCGAGUUCUUGAUGAUAUAUUUCCAAAUAAGAAAGAUAUUCAAUAAAAUAAUGAAAAAUA